AGUGAUUUUUCUCUUGAUGACGACGAUGGUGAAAAUCUGGCUGAGCUAUUUAGUGCAAGCCUUGCAAUGGGAGGCAACAGCAUUUUCGACGCAGAACUGGAAUAUUCACCUCAAAUUGUCGAAUCAAGUGAAUUGGCUUUUGAUGCUGAAUACGAAAAUACAGAAGAAGAGGAAGAAGUUGAUAGUGAUGGUGAAGAAGUAGAACGGCAGCCAGCGGUCGAAGCUGAGAAGCAAAAUGUGCCUGUCAAUGGUGCUUCGUCAUCGACUUCAUCGACAACUUUCCACCGCACACUAUAUGAAUCUCGACUUCCUCAAAAUUCCUGGAGGUGUUCUAAUGAGUUCAGUAAAGCAGCCAUAUCAAUGAAUCUUAAGUUGCUUCCACGGUGGCAUUGGAUGUUUCGUCAGACACGAUGGCCUCUUCGAUUUGCGCCGCAACAGAAUAUCGAGCUGUCCAUGAAUGGAAUCGGAAUUCCGCCAUGGCGAGCGAGUGCCGGACGACUGCUGUCGGAUGUCAGUAGAUUUUGUUCAGAACACCGUGAGGUGAAGAACGUUGUUCUUCUUGACCCCAUGGCUUUGUCACCGCUCUCGCCACUGCUCAAUCUGAUGCGACACUCCGUGGAACCAAAGGCUCACCUGACUGGUGUUCUGUGGAUGACCCCAGUUGACGCCAUUUCCCCCUUCUACCGAGUUCCAAUUCCUCGUAAAGAUGAAGAUGUGGAUGAAGGGGAGGUGGAGCACGUCUAUCCGCAACCAGGAUAUCUGCGAUUCCUUACUCUGGCCGCCUUCGUGUCCAAUUGGAUGGCCUGGUUCUCUCGAAUCGAGGCGUACGCGUCAUUGGGCAUAUCUCGUCACCAGCCAUCCCUAAUGUGUGAGUCUAUGUCGGGAUUUGUGUUGGUGCCUGGGAGUUUGGGAUGCGGACAGUCGCCACUUAUCGAUUUGUGGCCCCUUUGGUUGGGUAGGAGACUGCUGAACCUCCUUCUCUGUUGUGCACCAACCAGCGGUAGGGACGUCUCGCGACACUUCUUCCCAUUCACAGAUUUGGAUGAGAUAUGA
Molecule: messenger RNA, 1053 nt
Organism: Mesocestoides corti
Lineage: Eukaryota; Metazoa; Platyhelminthes; Cestoda; Cyclophyllidea; Mesocestoididae
Source: the annotation of a GenBank genome assembly